AUGUUCUCUGGUCCCUGGCCAUGAUUUUCCUGGACGUGCACCUGGCCAUGGGGGGCAUGGAUUCAUGCUAUGAUGCGCAAGGGCGCGCACAGCGGUGCAUGCCCAUCUUUGAGAAUGCAGCGUUUGGGAGGCAGGCACAGGUGUCAAACACAUGCGGGUCCCCGCCAGAGGAUUACUGUCUCCAGAUGGGCACCAGGGACUCCACCGCUCUUUGCCACCACUGCGACGCUGGUGAUGACGCGCUUCACCACAACGCCACCUAUCUGACGGACUUCCACAGCCAGGAGGAGUCCACGUGGUGGCAGAGCCAAUCCAUGGCCUUCGGGGUUCAGUACCCCAACCCUGUCAAUAUCACCCUUCACCUGGGAAAAUCCUAUGAAAUCACAUACGUGAGGCUGAAAUUUCACACCAGCCGCCCAGAAAGCUUUGCCAUUUAUAAACGGAGUCAUGCCGAUGGCCCCUGGAUCCCGUAUCAAUACUACAGCGCCUCGUGCGAGAAGACCUAUGGCAAGCCGGAAAGGCAGUUCCUGCGGCGUGGCGAAGACGAGCAAGUGGCCCUCUGCACGGAUGAGUUCAGCGACAUCUCCCCGCUGAGCGGGGGCAACGUGGCUUUCUCCACCAUAGAAGGCCGGCCUAGUGCCUACAGCUUUGACCAGAGCCCCAUUCUCCAGGAGUGGGUGACGGGCACAGAUCUGCUGAUUUCUUUGGACCGGCUCAAUACCUUUGGGGAUGACAUCUUCAAGGACCCCAAGGUGCUGCAGUCUUACUACUACGCCAUCUCAGACUUCUCCGUCGGGGGCAGGUGCAAGUGUAAUGGCCACGCGAGCGAAUGCAUCCCGAAUGAGGAGGAUCAGCUGGUGUGCCUCUGCCAACACAACACCGCCGGGGUGGACUGCGACUCCUGCCAGCCGUUUUAUCAGGACCGCCCGUGGGCACGGGGCACUGCCGAGUCGGCCAACGAGUGUCUCCCGUGCAACUGCAGCGGCCGCUCUGAUGAAUGCUUUUAUGACUGGGAGCUGUACCGGGCCACUGGGCAUGGCGGCCACUGCCGGAAUUGCCAGGAUAACACGGACGGGCCGCACUGUGAGAUCUGCCGCCGGAACUUUUACCACUGGGACGUCCAGACAGCGUGUCAGCCCUGCAACUGCAACCCAGCAGGUUCCUUGAACCCCCAGUGCGACAGCUCAGGGGCCUGCGAGUGCAAAGCAACUGUGACUGGCUGGAAAUGUGAGCGUUGUCGAGAUGGAUUCCACUCCCUCAGCGACGGCGGGUGCAGACCUUGUGCUUGUGAUGCAGCUGGCAGUGUGGGAACAUGCGACCCGAAUACAGGACACUGCAGGUGCAAGGAGAAGGUGGAAGGCUACCUGUGUAACAGAUGCCAACCUGGUAGCUUCAACCUUCAACUCCACAACCCCACUGGUUGCACCAGCUGCUUCUGCUAUGGGCAUUCAACAGCAUGCACAGCAACCCGGGGCUAUGAGGUUCAUGAUAUCAUCUCUGACUUCAGCCAAGGACUUGAUGGCUGGAGAGCAGAAAAUCCAAGUGGUCAGGAGGUCCCCCUACUUUGGGCUAGAGGAGAGAUUUCCCUAGAACAAGGCGGACAGGAACUGGCUGAUUUUUUAUCACCAGAGAAGUUCCUUGGUAACCAGCGCCUCAGCUAUGGGCAGACCCUCUCUGUGCACGUCCGCACAGAGGGCGCCACACCCGGCUCCCCUCCUUUCCCCAUCUGGCUGAUUUUGGAGGGGGACGGGAUCUUGGUGUCUGCAAGUCACAUGGGUGCAGGAGACGGCAGAAAUGGCACGCAUUGUGAAGAGCACAUAAUUACGUUCAGGCUUCACGAGGCACAAGAAGAGAUGCAGCCGGCUCUCUCAGUGUUCCAGUUCCAGCGCCUGCUCUCCAACCUGAAGGUGCUCCGGAUCCGGGCCAGAAGCAGCCAGGGACCAGGCAGGAUCUCCCUGAAGGAAGUCCAGCUGACGUCAGCUCGCCCGGGCCUUGCCCAGCCGGCCGUGUGGGUCGAAGAGUGUAUAUGCCCGCAAGGGUACGUAGGCCAGUUCUGCGAGUCCUGUGCUGCUGGCUACAAGCGGGAGGCAAACUUUGGUGGCCCUUUCUCCAGAUGCAUCCCCUGUUCUUGCAACCAGCACGGCAGCUGCGAUCCUGAUACAGGCCUCUGCCAGUGCCUACACAACACAGAGGGGCCUUCCUGUGAGCGUUGUGCCGCUGGUUUCCACGGCAACCCCUUCAUCGGUCGCUUUGAUGACUGCGAGCCUUGCCCUUGUCCCGGCCAGACGCCUUGCAUGGCCAUCCCAGAGAGCGGAGAGGUGGUCUGUACCCAUUGUCCGCCGGGGCAGAGAGGGAGACUGUGUGAGCUGUGCGAUGAUGGCUUUUUCGGGGACCCACUGGGAAGGAAUGGACAAGUCCGACCUUGCAGCCCCUGUGACUGCAAUGGCAACGUGGACUCCAAUGCCGUGGGCAACUGUGACGCCCUCUCAGGCCACUGUCUCCGCUGUCUGUACAACACCGCAGGGGACCGCUGUGAGAGGUGUCAGGAAGACUUCUACGGGGAUCCAUUAGCUGCCAACCCUACUGAGAAGUGUGCACCCUGCAAGUGUAACCCUGGAGGCUCUGCCCGCAGGCCAGAGGUUUGUGACAGUGUGACCGGUCAAUGCGUCUGCCUCCCCCACGUGACUGGGCGGGACUGCAGCCAGUGCCAAGAGGGUUAUUUUGACCUCCAACCGGGAAAGGGGUGCAAAAGCUGCCAGUGUCACCCGGUAGGAUCCCAGCACAGCCGUUGCCACCUGCUCACGGGGCAAUGCGCCUGCCAACCUGGCGUGGAAGGAGUCUUGUGUGAUCGGUGCCAGGCCGGCUUCUUCGGGUUCUCCUUCCAAGGCUGCCGAGCCUGCAACUGCUCCCGGCUCGGCUCUGUCUCCCCCCAGUGCCACAAGAACAGCACGUGCGUGUGCAAGAGAGGCUUUGUGGGGUACAAGUGUGACCAGUGCGAGGCUAACUACUUCUAUGACCCCAGGAGCAACCAGUGCCAGGAGUGCCCCAUUUGCUACAGCCUCGUGAAGGAAGAGGCAGACAGGCUGAAGGCCAAGCUGACAGAGAUGGAGUUGUGGUUACAGAAGCCGAACUGUGGCAGGCCGAGGGCACAUUAUUAUUCCGCUGUGCUUGGGGAGGCCCCACGGGGAGACACCCUCCACAACCGUUACCUGCUGAAAGGUGCCAAAGUGGCUUUCUUAGAAAAGCUUGCGGAGCUGGAGAGCCUGGUGCGCGACGCAGGGAGCCGGCUGAGGAACACCAGUGAGAUCCUGGGCUGUGACUAUCAGAGGGGCGCCAAAGGCUGCACCCUCCUCUCCAACAUCCAGCCCUUCCUGUGGUCGACUCACCGAGAGAUCCAGCUGGCCACCGAGACGCUGGUUGCAAUGGAUUUUCCUGCUGAGAUGUCACACCAGCCCACCAACUGGAGCCGUCCAGCGCUGGAGUCUAGGGGACUGGCCCGGAGCCAGAUGGAGGCUGCAGCCUUGGUGGAGGCCACUGCGAUGAAGGCAAUGCUCACCUCCAGCAAGACCUAUCGCCUUCUGCAGAGCAUCAUAGAGGACAACGCAACACUGGAGUUUAUGGGACAGAUGGAAGAGAGGUACCAGAGAAUCCAAAAAGCACAGGGGGAGCUCAGCUCCAAGAUGGAAGAGGCCGCAAGCAAAGCCAAGAAAACCUUUGCUUUGAUCCAUCAGACCAACAGAGACACGGCAAAGGACUUCUCAUGGAUCAGCACUCAAACAUUGCGCCCCCUAAUGCAGGAAGCUGAAAAUCUUACUCGGCAUGCCAGUGAACUGGAGCAACUGGCAGAAGUGAAGAAACAUCUGGUGUCCGACGGAUCCCUUGUUGUCCAAGCCAGACUAGAGGGCACGCUUCAGACGAUGCAUCAGCAGGAGCAGUUCUGGGAAAGAACAUACAAUGCCCACACGCUGGCCACCUCAUCGCUCUCAAACGGAGAGGCUGCCGUCUCCGAAGCAAAGAACCUGUUGUCCAGCCUGGAUGGGAUGAGGAGGCAGGUUGCACGUCACAAAGGUCAGUCCCCCACCAACAGGAAAAUGGCAGCCGUACGGGAUAGGGCGAUUGUGGAUGCUCAGAGAAAGAUCAGGCAAGCGCGGAGGGUUCUAGGAAGUUCUCUUUCAGUCUCUGCUGAGGCCCGGAAAACUGCCAGCGACGUGGAGUCGGUCACCAAGGAAGGUGCUAAGAAGGCCGAAGACACACUCAGAGACACGAAGCGGGAGAAAAGGCGUGCAGAUAAACUUGCGGGGCACAUUGCUCUGACCGUGGCAGAAAUCUCCAGGCAGGAGGGAGAGUCUGAAGAACGGGACAGCAAGCUCACUGGAACUGGCCAAGUUGCGGCAGAGAUGAGCGAUCUUGACAGGAGCCUCCGAGAUGCCCAGCGCUCCUUGGAGACUGACAUUGCAACGCUGAACAGCCUGCUCUCCGGUCUAGGCGACUUAGAUCAUGCUGCCCUUUCGGAAGCUGCGCUGAAUGCGAGCCAAGCCCAGCUGCAGCGCUUGCAGUUGCGUCUGGCGGAGCCUGGCAACCUAGGUCAGGCGCUGAGCACCUUGUGGCUUGAGGCUGAAGCACAGCGGGCACAGAUCGAGGCCUUCGAGAGAGACCUGGAGGAGAUCCAAAGCGACAAGCGGAAUCUCGAAUCCAUCCUCCGGAGUUUGCCCAGUGGCUGCUCCAGCCGGAAGUGAGCCAGGAAAAGUGCUCCAGAGCGCCGUCCUUGGCAGCUCAAGAGACUGCAGCAGACUUAAACACACUGGGGCCACGGAGCAGAGGAAAGGAAAGCGUAGGAGAUGGAGGGGUGGGGAAGAAAUUCAGUUCACUUCACAUUUAAAGGCGAACCUACCUAAUUCGCACUUUUCUGGAACCAUACGUGACCCGAAACACAGGCGUCCCUUGAAACUUGCGCUUCUCUGGAUUUUGCAGUGCAGUUGUCCAGGCAAGUAAGGUGUAUAAAAAUGCACAGGUUCAUGAAAAUAACAUAUAAAAAUGUAUGAUAUUCGUGAAAACUGCUUUGCUAAAAAAAUGUGUACAUUAGGUAGACUUGCAUACAGAUGUAUAUAUUAGGAGAAAGUCACACUAUAAUGCUGAUGACUUUUCACGGGGACCUCUUUUUAAAAAAUCACAAUCUGAUGUGGAAAUGGGGAGACAGGAAAAAUGAGAAACACUGAGAAACUGAAAUUGACAGAUUCACCCAUCCCUCAGGAGAUGCCCCCAUGGACAGCCAUUGACAAAUGAGUUGGUGCAGGGGAGAUCAAAAUGCUACCCAAGUUUGGCUGUGUUCAGAUGGUAGCUUUGGACACUGCAAACAAAACUGACAUUCUUUAACCAAUUUCACCAGGUGAUGUCCACAUGCUUUGAAGCAUCUCUUUCUGCAACGAUAAGGGCUAGAAAUAUUAAACUAAGUGUGAAAAGUUGAA
Rhineura floridana is the source of this 5465-nucleotide messenger RNA. It is a transcript of the gene LAMC3, whose product is annotated as laminin subunit gamma 3. The record is from RefSeq and is a predicted model, not a curated record. The transcript is spliced from 28 exons. Bases 21 to 4736 code for a protein of 1571 amino acids. Lineage: Eukaryota; Metazoa; Chordata; Lepidosauria; Squamata; Rhineuridae.